AUUAGUGUUCGAUCAUAGAUGUCUUCGAAGCAUUGCUAGAAUAUCCAGGGUCCAUUGAUUAAGUAAUGCUGGUGUUAGAAAAGGGGCAUUAUUUAAGGAUGGUAGAUCAGUUGAUGAAGUAGUGAAUGUUCAUCAGUUGAAGUGAUGGGGACAUGCUUGACGCAUGCCUACCCACCGACUGCCUCGACGAGCUAUAUUUUGUGGUGUAGGAGUUGGUUGAAAGAAAGUCAGGGGCUGCCAAGCCAAAAUAGGCACUAGUUCAUGAAAUCAUUCACAAGUGGACUGAUUCAUGUUUGUAAGUGUAGACUACCAGGUCAGGAUCCGCGAGAUGAUAGUAACCGAUGGUUAGAUACCUUGAAUGACGUAAAUGAAAAUGGUUCUCAAUGGCGCAGGCGCAUCCAUUGUGUUCUCUCAAAUUCCAAUUUUCUGAAUUCCUCAUGACCAUUUUCCUAUUUUUAGAUUGAUUCCACUGUGAUAUACUUCUCGAAGCAUAUCUUCGGUUCCUAAUCUCUUCGAUUACUACUGAUGCUUCUACUACCUCCAUUAUUAUGGGAUUUGAACUGACAAUUGCUUCUCUGUGCUAAUGUAGAAUGGCAGCCCGAACUUAUUUUUCACUUGAUAUCACGACGUGCUAGUGGACCAUUAUGACAAUAGAAGAUCCAGACCUUGAGGCUGGAAAGAAUAUCGAUGUUGACGAACUACUAGCGUCAUUUAAAAUUGACUUACCUGAUGAACAAACCGAUCCUGAAAAAUCUCUGCGCAAGGAAUUAUUAUCACUUAAGCAAAUGAGGAGAACUUUAACUGAUAUUGACCAUGAGGUUAAAAAGUGUGAACGGAAAGAAGAGAAGUCAAAAGCUAUGAAACCAAGGGAAAAAGCUAAAGAAGAAGCGAUGAAACUUCUUAAAUCUGGUGCAAUAUCAAUCGAAAACAAAAACGAGCGUUACACUUUUAAACGUAAACCUAAGGAAAAUGAAGAAGAGGAAGUAUCUGGACCUAAUUUGAACUCUAAGGUUAAACAGUCACUCUACCGCAAUUUUCUACCUGGUCCAACACUUAACCCAUUGCGAUCAGAAGAAAAAAAACUAGAUGGCCCAUCUAAUUCUAAAGUAGCUACUUCAGAAGCAAGCUGUACGGAUGUUUCUGAAACUUUACAAACUAAAAGAAAACAGCAGUUCAACCUCCUAUUGGAUGAUAAAAAUAUGGAUACGGAUCAAAUAUCAGAUGUUCCAGAUUCAUGCAACGUUGAUCAGUUACAUACUCCAAACCGACCAACGCAUUCUACCUUAUAUGUUGGGUAUCAUAAUAUCACUGAACCUUUUAUUCUCGAUGUCUUCAAGUCUCAUGGUACUGUUGUAAGGAUUAAGAUUGGUGAUCCCCCCAACCAUGCAUACGUUACAAUGGCAACCAAUCAAAUGGCCCAAAGUGCAUUAAAACUAGAUCACCAAAUGGUAAGCAAUCGUCUUUUGCGUGUUUCUUAUGCUCGGAGACCUUUCCACGGGAAACCUUUUUCGCCGACAAAAUACAGUCAAAGUCGGUCAUUUCGGAAAACAACUUUCUGUAACCCUUUUUCUUCGAAUGAAGAGCCUUCAAACCGAACAUCAAAUGAACUCAAUCGAGAUCUAGUUACUUAUGAAGACCUAUAUUCUGAUAAAUAAAAUGUACAGUUAUAUUUAAUAAAAUUUUUAACGAAAA
Messenger RNA from Schistosoma turkestanicum, 1692 nucleotides. The record is from the annotation of a GenBank genome assembly. NCBI's taxonomy places the organism in Eukaryota, Metazoa, Platyhelminthes, Trematoda, Strigeidida, Schistosomatidae.